AUGGAAAAUAGGGCCAUUUUGUUCUUAUUUGUUGCCUUUAUUGCUCUCUCUGUUUUCUUGAACUCCAGCACUGCUCAUUCCCACUCCAGAGAUCCUUUCAAGUCCAUCUUAGGAGAACAAAAUAUGGGGUCAUGGAAGGAUGAAAUACUGAGUUCUACUGCAGAAGCUCCAGGCCCUGCCAGCCUUGUUAGCACACUUGUAUUGGCAAAGAACAGGACAAAGAGGCCUGACAUUCUUUCUGGUUUUCACAAGUACAGAGGUGGAUGGGAUAUUGCCAAUAAACAUUACUGGGCUUCUGUCGGAUUUACAGGUGCAGGAGCUUUUAUUCUUGCAGUCCUAUGGUUUGUUUCGUUUGGGCUGGCUCUUGUGGUGCAUCGUCUAUGUGGAUGGAAAAUAAACAUGAAAGGAAAAGAAUCAAGCUGGUCUUUGAGGAUUUGUCUGAUAAUGCUUAUUAUCUUUACAAGUGCUGCAGCGAUUGGAUGUAUUCUUCUUUCUGUUGGGCAGGACGAUUUUCAUGGGGAAGCAUUACACACUCUCAACUAUGUUGUAAAUCAAUCGGACUACACAGUGCAAACACUAAGAAAUGUGACCACAUAUUUGUCACUUGCGAAAACUGUCAGUGUGGCCCAAGUUUUUCUUCCUUCAGAUGUAAUGAAUGAUAUUGACCGGUUAAAUGUGGACCUCAAUACUGCAGCAAAUACAUUGGAGCAAAAGACAAAUGAAAACUCUAGCAAAACGCGACGAGUCUUCAAUACUGUGAGAUCAGCACUUAUCACUGUUGCCGCAGUGAUGCUUCUCGUAUCUCUUCUGGGCCUCGUUCUGUCUAUCCUAGGUCAUCAACACGCAAUAUGUGUAUUUAUUAUUAGUGGAUGGUUGCUCGUGGCAGUUACAUUUAUCCUGUGCGGAGUUUUUAUCAUCCUGAACAAUGCAAUUUCAGACACUUGCAUGGCCAUGGGAGAAUGGGUGGAAAAUCCUCAUGCAGAAACUGCCCUCAGCAAUAUCCUUCCUUGUGUGGACCAAAGAACCACAAAUCAGACGUUAUUUAAGAGUAAACAAGUGAUCAAUGAUAUUGUAAAUAUUGUCAAUCAAUACAUAGACUCUGCUGCCAAUGCAAACCCACCUCCCCAGGCAGUUCCUUAUUAUUUCAAUCAAUCGGGCCCAGCAAUUCCUUAUCUCUGCUAUCCGUACGACUCACAGCUGCAAGAUCGCCAGUGUACAGCUGAAGAAGUUACAAUGGCAAAUGCUUCCAUGGUUUGGCAAAAUUAUACUUGCAAGGUUUCAGCUUCUGGAUUCUGCACCAGCGUUGGAAGAUUGACUCCACAAAUGUACCGGGAGUUGGUGGCGGCUCUAAACAUUAGUUACGCUCUUGAACAUUAUACCCCGCUAUUACUGAGUCUCCAGAACUGUGACUUUGUACGAGAUACAUUCCGAGAAAUCGCCUUUUUUUAUUGUCCUCCAUUAAAGCACUCUCUUCGGACUUUAAAUGCCGGACUAGCCCUCAUCUCAGUAGGGGUCAUGCUUAGUCUUGCUCUGUGGAUACUAUAUGCCAACCGCCCCCAAAGGGAGGAAGCGUUAGCUAAGAUUUCUUCACGAAUAAGAAGCAGCUGCAGUGGUAAGACGAGGAUCAAACACUACCAAACUACAUCAUCGGCUAGACUCCAGACACUCGGAGCUUAG
Fraxinus pennsylvanica is the source of this 1677-nucleotide messenger RNA. Lineage: Eukaryota; Viridiplantae; Streptophyta; Magnoliopsida; Lamiales; Oleaceae. The record is from the annotation of a GenBank genome assembly.